AUGAAGUAUGAAGAACAUCAUGUGGGGAAUACAAUCUCAAUUUUAUCAGAUUUACCUGGUGUAAAUAUUUUAGAUGCAUUUGCGUUGGAUUACAUGCAUCUUGUUUGCAUAGGAAUUAUGAAAAAAUUAAUUCAAUUAUGGAUGAACAAGGGGCCAUUGAAUGUUCGAUUACCUAGUUCUGAUGUAAAAAUAAUAUCAAACCAACUGGUAUCAUUUAAAAAGAGUGUCCCUUGUGAUUUUUCCCGGAAACCCAGGGCCUUAAAUGAAUAA
Macrosiphum euphorbiae (potato aphid) is the source of this 270-nucleotide messenger RNA. The record is from the annotation of a GenBank genome assembly. NCBI's taxonomy places the organism in Eukaryota, Metazoa, Arthropoda, Insecta, Hemiptera, Aphididae.